Molecule: messenger RNA, 4356 nt
Organism: Saccharomyces mikatae IFO 1815
Lineage: Eukaryota; Fungi; Ascomycota; Saccharomycetes; Saccharomycetales; Saccharomycetaceae
Gene: SPT6
Product: chromatin-remodeling histone chaperone SPT6
Exons: 1
Coding region: 1-4356 (1451 amino acids)
Biological process (GO): positive regulation of transcription elongation by RNA polymerase II; nucleosome organization; mRNA transcription by RNA polymerase II
Cellular component (GO): transcription elongation factor complex
Molecular function (GO): histone binding; nucleosome binding; DNA binding
Source: RefSeq, a predicted model, not a curated record
AUGGAGGAGACGGGUGAUUCAAAGCUGGUCCCUAGGGACGAAGAGGAAAUAGUAAAUAAUAAUGAUGAAGCUAAAGCGCCUAGUGAUGAAGAAGAAGGAGAAGAUGUAUUCGACUCCUCUGAAGAAGAUGAGGACAUUGAUGAGGACGAAGAUGAAGCAAGGAAAGUACAAGAAGGCUUUAUUGUUAAUGAUGAUGAUGAAAAUGAGGACCUGGGAACAAGCAUUUCCAAAAAAAGAAGAAAGCAUAAAAGAAGAGAAAGAGAAGAAGAUGAUCGACUAUCUGAAGACGAUUUGGACUUGCUGAUGGAAAAUGCUGGUGUUGAACGUACUAAAGCGAGCUCCUCUUCCGGGAAAUUUAAAAGGUUGAAGAGAGUAGGAGAUGAAGGAAACGCGGCCGAAUCAGAAAGUGAAAACGUCGUUGUUUCAAGGCAAGAUUCUACUUCUAAAUUGGAGGAUUUCUUUUCUGAAGAUGAAGAAGAAGAAGAAUCCGGUUCGCGUAAAGGUAGAAAUAGCGAUUAUGGCCGUGACGAAGAAGGUCAUGAAAAUAGGGAUAGAACGGCUGAUAAAGGUGGGAUCUUGGACGAAUUAGAUGAUUUCAUUGAAGAUGAUGAAUUUUCUGAUGAAGACGAUGAAACUAGGCAAAGGAGAAUUCAAGAAAAGAAGCAUUUAAGAGAACAGGCUACUAAGCAACCUACGCAGAUCACUGGUUUAUCGUCAGAUAAAAUUGACGAAAUGUACGACAUUUUUGGUGAUGGUCAUGACUAUGAUUGGGCCUUAGAAAUUGAAAACGAUGAAUUAGAAAAUGGUAACGAAAACAAUGAAGCUGAAGAAGAGGAGAUAGAUGAAGAAACAGGUGCUAUAAAAAGCACUAAGAAGAAAAUAUCUCUUCAAGAUAUUUAUGAUUUAGAAGACUUGAAAAAAAAUUUAAUGACCGAAGGAGAUAUGAAAAUUAGAAAGACAGAUAUACCAGAAAGAUACCAAGAGUUAAGAGCAGGUAUCACCGAUUACGGAAAUAUGUCAACCGAGGAUCAAGAAUUGGAAAGAAAUUGGAUAUCUGAAAAAAUUUCUGUGGAUAAGAACUUCGACGCCAAUUAUGAUCUCACUGAAUUUAAAGAGGCAGUUGGGAACGCAAUCAAAUUCAUCACUAAAGAAAACUUGGAAGUUCCUUUUAUUUAUGCUUACCGUCGUAACUAUAUUUCCUCAAGAGAGAAAGAUGGGUUUCUUUUGACUGAAGAUGAUCUUUGGGAAAUUGUUAGCCUCGACAUAGAAUUUCACAGUCUUGUGAACAAGAAGGAUUAUGUCCAGAGAUUUUAUGACGAAUUACAUGUUGAUGAUCCUAUUGUAAGUGAAUACUUCAAAAAUCAAAAUACUGCAUCCAUUGCUGAAUUAAAUUCUCUUCAAGAUAUAUAUGAUUACCUGGAGUUCAAAUAUGCCAAUGAAAUCAAUGAGAUGUUUAUAAAUCAUACUGGGAAAACUGGCAAAAAGCAUUUGAAGAAUUCCAGCUACGAAAAAUUCAAAGCUAGUCCUCUUUAUCAAGCGGUUAGUGAUAUUGGUAUAUCAGCAGAGAAUGUUGGUGAAAACAUCAGUUCUCAGCACCAAAUUCAUCCUCCUGUAGAUCACCCAAGUUCCAAACCGGUAGAAGUGAUAGAAUCUAUACUAAAUGCGAACAGUGGUGAUUUGCAAGUCUUCACGUCAAAUACUAAACUAGCAAUUGAUACUGUUCAAAAAUACUAUUCUCUCGAAUUGUCUAAGAAUACCAAGAUAAGGGAAAAAGUUAGAUCCGAUUUCUCUAAGUAUUAUUUGGCUGAUGUUGUGCUAACAGCCAAAGGUAAAAAAGAAAUACAAAAAGGAUCUUUAUAUGAAGACAUAAAAUAUGCUAUAAAUAGAACUCCGAUGCACUUUCGUAGGGAUCCAGAUGUUUUCUUAAGAAUGGUCGAGGCAGAAUCUCUAAAUUUACUCAGUGUUAAAUUACACAUGUCGUCACAAGCUCAGUACAUAGAGCAUUUGUUCCAAAUUGCACUUGAAACAACUAAUACCUCGGACAUCGCGAUUGAAUGGAAUAAUUUCCGUAAAUUGGCGUUCAAUCAAGCAAUGGACAAGAUCUUCCAAGAUAUCUCGCAAGAAGUCAAAGACAAUUUAACAAAGAACUGCCAAAAACUAGUAGCAAAGACCGUUCGCCACAAGUUUAUGACGAAAUUGGACCAAGCUCCAUUCAUUCCUAAUGUCAGAGAACCAAAAAUUCCAAAAAUCUUAACUUUGACUUGUGGCCAGGGUAGAUUUGGGGCAGAUGCUAUUAUUGCUGUCUAUGUUAACAGAAAGGGUGAUUUCAUAAGAGAUUAUAAGAUUGUAGACAAUCCAUUUGAUAAGACAAAUCCUGAAAAAUUUGAAGAUACCUUGGAUAAUAUUAUCCAAAGUUGUCAGCCAAACGCCAUCGGCAUUAAUGGUCCCAACCCGAAGACUCAAAAAUUUUACAAAAAAAUACAAGAGGUUCUACACAAGAAGCAAAUUGUCGAUAGUAGAGGACAUACUAUUCCAAUCAUCUACGUUGAGGAUGAGGUCGCAAUCCGUUAUCAGAACUCGGAGAGAGCAGCUCAAGAAUUUCCAAACAAACCUCCCCUAGUCAAGUACUGUAUCGCCUUAGCACGCUAUAUGCACUCCCCGUUGCUCGAGUAUGCUAAUUUAUCAAGCGAAGAAGUAAAAUCAUUGUCCAUUCACCCUCAUCAGAAUUUGUUAUCCUCAGAACAACUGACUUGGGCCCUUGAAACAGCUUUUGUUGACAUUGUCAACCUGGUAAGUGUUGAAGUCAACAAAGCUACGGAUAAUACUUACUACGCUAGCGCGCUUAAGUAUAUCUCUGGAUUUGGAAAACGUAAAGCAAUUGAUUUCUUACAGUCGCUUCAAAGGUUAAAUGAACCAUUGCUGGCUCGUCAGCAAUUAAUUACCCAUAACAUUCUUCAUAAGACCAUUUUUAUGAAUUCCGCCGGUUUCCUCUAUAUCUCAUGGAAUGAGAAAAGACAAAAAUACGAAGAUUUAGAACACGAUCAACUAGACAGCACAAGAAUCCAUCCGGAAGAUUACCAUUUGGCUACUAAGGUUGCUGCUGACGCUUUAGAAUACGAUCCUGAUACUAUCGCCGAAAAAGAAGAGCAAGGAACUAUGAGUGAAUUUAUCGAAUUAUUAAGAGAAGAUCCUGAUCGUAGAACUAAACUGGAAUCAUUAAAUUUAGAAUCUUAUGCCGAUGAACUAGAGAAAAACACAGGAUUGAGAAAACUCAAUAAUUUAAACACAAUUGUUCUUGAAUUAUUAGAUGGGUUUGAGGAAUUGAGAAAUGAUUUCCAUCCACUGCAGGGUGACGAAAUUUUCCAAAGCUUAACUGGUGAAUCUGAAAAGACGUUUUUCAAAGGAAGUAUCAUCCCAGUGAGAAUAGAAAGAUUUUGGCAUAACGAUAUAAUUUGCACUACCAACUCUGAAGUCGAAUGUGUAGUAAAUGCUCAACGCCACGCAGGUGCACAAUUAAGAAGACCAGCAAAUGAAAUAUACGAAAUUGGAAAAACUUAUCCAGCGAAGGUGAUCUACAUUGAUUAUGCUAAUAUUACCGCGGAAGUUUCAUUAUUGGACCAUGAUGUAAAACAGCAAUAUGUUCCAAUAAGUUAUAGCAAAGAUCCCUCCAUUUGGGACUUGAAGCAAGAACUAGAAGAUGCUGAAGAGGAGAGGAAGCUGAUGAUGGCGGAGGCUCGUGCAAAGAGAACACAUCGUGUUAUUAAUCAUCCUUACUAUUUUCCCUUCAAUGGAAGGCAAGCUGAAGAUUACUUGAGAAGUAAAGAACGUGGUGAUUUUGUUAUCAGACAGUCUAGCCGGGGUGAUGACCACUUGGUCAUCACCUGGAAAUUGGAUAAGGAUUUAUUUCAACAUAUCGAUAUUCAAGAAUUGGAGAAAGAAAAUCCAUUAGCUUUAGGUAAAGUCCUAGUCGUUGACAAUCAAAAGUACAAUGAUUUAGAUCAGAUUAUUGUAGAAUACUUACAAAAUAAAGUAAGGCUUUUAAACGAAAUGACUUCUAGCGAAAAAUUCAAAAGUGGCACCAAGAAGGAUGUGGUAAAGUUCAUUGAGGACUACUCUAGAGUAAAUCCAAAUAAGUCUGUUUAUUAUUUUAGUCUGAACUAUGACAACCCUGGUUGGUUUUACUUGAUGUUCAAGAUUAAUGCGAAUAGCAAAUUGUACACGUGGAAUGUCAAAUUAACGAACACUGGUUAUUUCCUAGUUAACUACAACUAUCCAAGUGUCAUUCAACUUUGUAAUGGUUUUAAAACUCUUUUAAAAUCCAACAGUAGUAAAAGUAGGAUGAAUAACUAUCAUUAG